AUGGUUGAAACAAAACAACGCAAGAAAUUUAAACGCAAAGAAAUUGAAGAAUACUUAAAAGGGAUUAAGAGUGACCGAGAAGUAAGAAGAAGAUUAAGAAUAACUUCUGAAGCACAAGAUAAAAGGGAUUUUGUAAUGUUCUCGGGUUUCCGUCUAGAACCAAUUGCUGGAACUAAAAAUUAUUGGAGCAUUAGAACUGGCAGUGGAGCAUGA
Molecule: messenger RNA, 213 nt
Organism: Ambispora leptoticha
Lineage: Eukaryota; Fungi; Glomeromycota; Glomeromycetes; Archaeosporales; Ambisporaceae
Source: the annotation of a GenBank genome assembly